Messenger RNA from Prosopis cineraria, 729 nucleotides. RefSeq names its product NADH dehydrogenase [ubiquinone] 1 alpha subcomplex subunit 8-B-like. The transcript has 3 exons. Lineage: Eukaryota; Viridiplantae; Streptophyta; Magnoliopsida; Fabales; Fabaceae. Gene Ontology annotation, biological process: mitochondrial electron transport, NADH to ubiquinone. The record is from RefSeq and is a predicted model, not a curated record. Bases 172 to 492 code for a protein of 106 amino acids.
CUUUCCUUAUAAUGGGUUUUAUUAGUACCGUUUUCCGGUGCGUUUUAAGCAGUUCCUCGUACUCCUAAACUCCUCGUCGCACACUGCCCUAAUCGUCCGUCAAUAGUUCCCUGCCUCGGCAAGACGGCCUGAACAUUGUAGCAUUCUGGUAGCUGAGCAAUUGUGUUGGGAAUGGCGAGCACUGUGGAUGCUUCGGGGAAUCCGGUCCCAACAUCGGCUGUGUUGAUGGCGGCAUCAAAGCACAUAGGGGUAAAAUGUCACUCCGAGAAUUUGGAUUUCCUGAGAUGCAAGAAGAAUGAUCCAAACCCUGAGAAGUGUCUCGAUAAAGGACGGGAAGUUACCCGCUGUGUCCUUCACCUGCUCAAGGAUCUACAUAAGAAGUGCACAAAGGAGAUGGAUGAAUAUGUGAGAUGCAUGUACUACUACACAAAUGAAUUUGAAAUGUGUCGCAAAGAGCAGGAAGCAUUUGUGAAAGCAUGUCCUUUGGAAUGACAUCAUGUAAUUUCCCUUUGUUCACAUUAAUAAUAAGUUUAAAUAACACAGGCGACUUGCACUGAGUCAAUUCUCCAUUUCUUAAAAUACUCAGAUGACCAAGUUUGUGUUACAAUUUUUUUAAUGUCUAUGUUAUGUUGGUCAUUUAAAUUUUUCAUGAGAAAUGCUUCCAAACAGAAGAAUUGGUGGUUACUUUUGAUGUUAGGUCUUGCUUGUAAUGUAAUAAUCAAUUUGGUA